UGAACAUUUAAAUUUGUAUGAACUCUGUUUCUUUGCAAACCGUGCAAUUGUUGCUUCAACUCAUGUUAAUGCGUCGUGUGUAUCUCUGAAAGUUUAUACAGAAACCACACAUAAGUGCACUGAAAUAAACUUCAGGUCAAAAAGACGCACGUUCAAUUUGGUCCGAGAGUCGCGAGUGAGCGUUUGCAUCGAGGUAACGCAAGAAGCAGCGAUUGUUUGGCGGACUGAAGAGUCUCAUUGGAUUACAGGCGCGCCUAUUUGUGUGUAUAUUGGCCAACUCCGUGCACUUUCUCGCGGGUGAAUUUAAGGGCCCACUCAGCACUGGCACUUACAGAGAUGAGGGCCAUCUACUGGACAUUGCUACUUCUACCGCUGCUCUGUGGGGUUCAGUCCACAUCUUCACGCUUCAUGAGCGCAGUUGCCGGAAACGCCAACGUUGCCUUGAGACCGGCACCUCACGCUCCACGUGAUCCUAAAUCUGCUGACAUGGCAGCUUCCAUCUCCACAUAUCACCUUGAAGAGCUAAGAAGUUCAGAUGCACACGGGAUAAGUGCCCUCGACAAGGAAAUUGUGACGAGUUUGCCAAAGCUGGGCAAGUUUAUUUCGACGGGUCUCCAGAGGCUAGCGAGCACGACGCAAGUUUCUACAGCAGUUGCUGUCACAGGAAAUUUAAAUAUUUUUCCUAUCCGAUCGCAGCGCCCGCAGUCAUGGCGCAAAGCAAAGAGAUUCAAGCGAGAUAAAAGUAAGGGCAAAAAAUUUUACAGAGUCCAUGGAUUAUUUGUUGAUUUUGACAUGAAGCAGAAUGGAGAAGAUCAUCACAAAGCUCCUACGCCAAAGGCCUUACCCGUAGCUGAAGCAGCCAUUACCAACGUCGAAGUCUCCGUAAAAACAACAACUCCUUCAAUAGAGUCUUUGAUGCCGUCAAAAAUAAUCCCUUCUCUCCCUCCUCAUCUGCGUGGCAUGACCACGACCACACCGCUGCCCGCCGUAUUUUUCAACAAUAGUUUCAUCAGCAACGUGACUGCACAGCUCGGACAGUCCGUAUUUUUGCCUUGCAGGACCAAACAUUCCAGCGACAGAAAGUUUAUUCCUCAAGUCUCGUGGGUCCGGCGAAGAGACUGGCACAUUCUGACGUCAGGAACAGUUACGUACACUAAAGAGCAGCGCUACGACGUUCAUCACCCUGAGGGAAGCACUGAGUGGACGCUGGUCAUCAAAUACGUGAAGCUGCAAGAUGCUGGAACAUACGAAUGCCAGCUCAUGAGCGGAGGUGGUCUGGUAUCACACCUGGUGCACCUGACGGUGGUGGAACCUAAGGCCGUGAUACCAGGCAACGGGGAGUACCAUGUCGACUCUGGCACUACCAUCUCACUUACUUGUUACGUAGAGCAGAGUCGCGUAGCGCCGCUGUACAUUUUCUGGUACCACAACUCGCGCAUGAUCAACUACGACCAGGAGCGCGGUGGCGUGGUCGUUCACAUGGAAACGGAGCCUCGCGUCAUGUCGCGUCUCACCAUCGCCGACGCCCGACCCUCCGACUCAGGCAACUACACAUGCGACGCAGACAAUACGCUGGCUGAUAGUAUCUCCGCAUAUAUCACUGCAGGCAACAAAAUCGCUGCGUUACAUCCUCGCGACGUCGAUGUCGCGGCUCCGCUGUACAUCUGUCGCUUCCUCGUGCUGGUCUUGGCAGCCCUGCCGCUGAUGCUCCGACACUUCCUGGAAUUUUGUUUCGGGUUCCAGCAUUUGAAAUUCAAAGGCAAAAUCCUGGAUCGGUGCAGCUAUUGUCAGGGUACAGAUUUUACCGCAGAAAGAACAUCUAUUUGCGGGUCAGUAUGUGAUCGCCGCCUCGGAGAUAAUAAUCCAACUCACGUUGAGGGCACCGCGACUUCAACGUGACAUUAAACGCAGUGCUAUCCUUCAUGGAGAUAUCGGCUUUACCAUUAACAUUGAGUUUGGGGCUCCGGGUAAACCUGGUGCUGAGUACUUCAGUGAAAAUACCAGCCAAUUCAAUAUUAUCAUUGGUGGGUUAGACGAGAGAGGAAUUCAAAGUGUUGGAACUUCUUAAUAAUAUAAUUAACCGAACAAUCAAUAAUCAUAUUGAAGGACUGAAUAAAUUUAUUCUUAAAAUCUUUAUU
This is a messenger RNA of Hyalella azteca, 2138 nucleotides long. RefSeq lists its product as uncharacterized. Gene Ontology annotation, biological process: synapse organization. The record is from RefSeq and is a predicted model, not a curated record. NCBI's taxonomy places the organism in Eukaryota, Metazoa, Arthropoda, Malacostraca, Amphipoda, Hyalellidae. The transcript has 6 exons. Gene Ontology annotation, cellular component: neuron projection membrane. Bases 337 to 1899 code for a protein of 520 amino acids.